AUGUCCUCGGACUCUGCAAGGACCAUUCGCGCUCCCUUUGAUACAACUCCAGGCACUGUUCGAACACCAUCCUACCCCUUUCCGAGGAUGAACAUGCGCCUGCAACGCGGCUUGAGCUCGAGAUCCGGUCCACAACAUCGACCCUUUACUCUGUUGUCGCCCACGAACGAGCCACCAGAGAUGCAUGGUAUGACUAUGGAAGAACAGGAGGCACAGAACGCUGCAUCGGAGAUGACUACACCCAUAGCUAAAGAUCCUGAUCAUCCUACACCCGAUCUCUACGAUAUCGUCCUCAUGCUAAGCACUGAACCCGGUCUGGAGUCGUGGUGGGCCAACCUUACUGAAAUUCUGGCAGAAGCAUAUGGUGCAGAAAGAGCCUCAUUAGCAUUGCCUGGUGAUAUUACUGAUCUCGAGAAUGUGCCAUGGGGACAGAAAGCAAGUUUCAACAUCUACGGCAGUGACAGUGGUGACUCGGCUGUACCCUCACAACUGGCAUCAGACAUUGAGAGCAUGACCGAAAGAGAAUUUGGCUCGCCAUCAAACAAUUUAGACAGAUACCCGCCUAGGAGACCACCAUUGACCAGUCGCCAUUCGAUCGCAGGUGUACUACCUGAAAGAUCGACUCCGGCUAUUAGGGCAAGACCGAUUGGGCCUGUCAGAGCAAUCAGUACUGUGUCCGGACUUCAACAGUCGCAAGACUUGUCGCCCGUCUCGAUGGUGCCGAGACUUAUUCGACAAUCACCAACGCCAAAUGUCGAGAACUUGACGCAGGAAUCAUUGAAUGUUGGUCAGACCCAGGACCUUGUCAGUCAAGCGACCUCUGCCCCUCGUUGUCAUGUUUUCCGAUCCUUACAGCGUCUGGAGGCUGAGCCGGAACCUCUACUAGUUAGAACAGGUGUCUCUACCCUCUUCGGUAAGCGACAACCAGUGGUGCUCACGCGAGCGUACUCGGAUGACCACACGAGCCACAAUGAUCUACCUGCUUCUUCGCAAAGUAGUUCACAUCCUGCAAGAGAAAGAGAAGCUUCAGUGACAACUGUAAGAACCUUUGAAGAGUACGAACAACCAGAACCAUCGCCCUGGUCACAAAGCCCUGCUCCGUCGCCCGCUGCUCGACCAGAUCCUGCAGAAUCACCUUUCUUUACACAGGCUGCUAGAAUCGAUGAAGAAGCCUUCUCACCGAACCCUCCGAAUUAUGAUUAUGCAGCCUCAGCACAGCAGUUCAUUAACGCCAUCGGCACUGACAACGACAAGACACUCGUGCAUAUCCCACUCAUACAGCCAGUACCCUCGAGAAAAGUCCUCGUUUCUAGUCUGAGAUUUCCGGUCGCCAUCUUGUCGUUCCUGUCACCAAUCACUCCGUAUCCUCGAAAUCUUCGACAUUCUUUGUAUGCAUUGCUUCCUCACUUAGCGAGUACAUUUUCAUUAGCACAGCAGUAUUCGUCUUUGCACGAACGUAUAAGAGGCGGGACACAACGUCAGGGGACCUCUUUUGGGUUAGGAGGAACAUUUUCUGACGAGGGUUCGGAACUAGAGCUUGUCAAUGAGCUGAGUACACAAAUACAGCAUGAAAAGGCGCUUAGCAAAGCCUCAAGUCUUGCUGGUAGUGUCUACAGUCCCAGCGACCGAGCGAGUAUGCCCAGCAGAAGCCACCCUGGGUCAGCUGCGAGCACUCCUCAUCUUGAACAGCUAGGUAUGAAUGAGCUUCCACCAACUCCCAGUAGGACCGGAAAAGAGAUGGUUGAUAGCUAUUUUACAACUAAACGUAAUCGAUCUGGGGUCUUUGGCUCACAACAACCGACCACGCCUGGAGCCAAGAGCUCCAAAGAAUUUUCACCUGAAGGUCAACGAAGGGCUGAAAAGGUACAAAGCUCAACGCAGAAGCAAAAGCCACAAGUGGAUACAGGUAAGGCGAAGUCAGAUGUCCAGUAUGGACAGGGAGUGCAUCGAAGCGCAAGUAUGGCAUCUGAGAGCUCUCUCGAACAGACGCCAAUCAGUGGUAUUGAGCGAAACGAGAUGAAAAGAGCUGCGCAUCGAGAUUCUCUGAAACCAGAAGAAGGCGAACGCAACUUGCCAGAACUCAUCGCUGCGCUCAUGUUGAACGCCGUGCCAUUGCAGCUCUUCUUGGCCAAGCCGACGAGUGGUGACUUGGUUUGGACUAACCGCAAGUUCGACGCUUUCCGAAGUCAAGGAGAAGGUCGAGUCCGUGACCCAUGGAAGAAUGUUCACAGCGAAGACCGACCCGAUCUUGUCAAGUUGUGGCACGAGGCUCUAAAGGGCGGUAACCAAUUUACCCACUACAUUAGGGUCAAACGUUUUAACAGUGAUAGCGACUUUCGAUGGUUCGUGUUUCGCGCAAGCACAAUGCUUUCGAGUAAUGGUCGAUUGUUGUAUUGGGUUGGCUCAUUCCUUGAUGUUCACGAGCAAUAUGUGAAGAACCUUGAAGCUCAAGAAAUGCAGGCUAGCAUGGCGCGUGAUGCCAAGCUUCGAGCUCUCGCCGAUGCGAUACCACAGGUUCUGUUUGAAGCUGUCGAAGGGGAAGGUAUUGUAGCCGUCAAUCAGCAGUGGCACAACUUUUCUGGGCAGACACUUGAGGAGGCUAGAGGCCUCGGAUUUGCAAGACAAGUACAUCGAGAAGAUUUGCAUAAGUGUGGAAUGCUUUCGCCAGCAGAUUUGACACGUGUGAAUAGUGAAUCCAGCGGAAACAGUUCAUCGUCCAACAAAACCGAGAAGCCCGCCAAGACUUCUCGCUCGAUGAGUCUUUUUGCACCGGACGAUAGCGCGUUGGCUACCAUGAUACGGCAGGGGUCAAUGGUGGCAGAGAAGGACGAGAACGGCCGCACAUCCUACACGACUGAGAUUCGUCUCCGCUCGAAGAAAGGUGAGUUUCGAUGGUUUCUUGUUCGACUUGUCAAGGUUCAGAACGAUUUGCUAUCAACUGGUGCCGCCUCAUGGUAUGGCACUUGCACCGAUAUCGAAGUUCGUAUGAAGCUCGAGCGCGAUUUGAACGAAGCCAACACCAAAGUACACCAGGAGAUGGAAUCGAAAACGAAAUUCUUUGCUAACAUGUCACACGAAAUUCGAACACCACUCAACGGCAUCUUGGGUAGUAUGCCGUGGCUUGUCGAAUCACAGCUUGACCACGAUCAAAGACGGACACUGGACACCAUCCAGAACAGCGCAAACAACCUUCGAGAACUGGUAGACAACAUUCUUGAUGUUACAAAGGUCGAGGCAGGAAAGAUGACGCUUGUGCCCAAGUGGUUUAAUGUGCGAAACUUGUGUGAAGAAGUCGUUGAUACUGUCUCUUCAAGAGCUAUAGAGCGAGGGCUUGAGCUGAACUAUACUCUGGACACAGAUGUCCCUACCACGGUCAGGGGUGAUCCUUUCCGUGUCAGACAAGUGCUGCUCAACCUCAUGGGCAAUUCUGUCAAGUUUACCGAACAAGGCGAGGUAUAUUUGAGAUGCUGUAUCAAGCCCACUUCUCAAGGAGAAAUUCCCGAAAACAAUGCUCACCUCCUAUUUGAGGUUAUUGAUACAGGAAGAGGCUUCAACGAGAGUGGAUUUAAGAGAUUAUUCAAGCAGUUCGGACAAAUUGAGGGGGCCAGUCAGCAUGAUCCUGGUUCAGGACUCGGACUGUUCCUCUCCAAACAGCUGGUUGAAAUGCACGGUGGAGCACUAUCUGUAGCCAGCAAAGUGGGCGAAGGGUCGAUGUUCUCGUUUUACAUUCGAGUGGAGACCUCACAACCAGGUCAGCCGACCAACUCGCCAGAACACCCUGCGCGUCCUGGCCAUCGACACAGCGUCUCUUUUGGCACAAGCCCAUCCAGGUCGGGAGCUGGCACGCCCACCAUACCGUCAUCAGCCAAAACCGUGGUUCAUACACCUGGUCUAUCGAAAUAUGCUUCUCCACAAACAGAGUCACCCAUGGCAAUUUCGCCAGCAAUGCUGUCUCCUGCAGGUGACGGAACAGGCAGUGUAGUCUCGUUUCGAUCAAACUCAGCAAAUGUUGUUACGCCACCUUCUGCAUCGUCCAACUUACCUACACCAGAAUCGAUCCUUAGUCCAGCUAAAUUCAUGGCGGUCAACAUUUUCGAUCAGCCAAUACCAAACCAGACUCGGAAAGUGUCGAUACCUUCAUUGCAACGAGCACAGUCUGAUAAUGUUGGAUCCAAGUUGCUACCUGAGGUGGCGCACCCUCAAACAUAUUCGAUCGUGGUUAUCUGCCCAGCUGAUUACGCAAGGAAAGCUAUUAAGGAGCAUAUCGAGCAUGUUGUACCACAUCAGAUUCCCGUCAAUGUCACUGCUUUGCCGAGCAUAAACGCCUUCCUAGACAUGCGACAUGGCGCCAGUCCGCCAACAUUCACACACAUCGUGCUUGAUACACCUGCGACAUCGGACAUCAUGCUGUUCAUGAGGCAGAUUGCCACGUUCAACAGUAUCGUGGUACCUACACUCGUAAUUGUGACUGAUCAUUACCAAAAACGCGACAUCGCCGAGGAUUUUAUGACGCUCACUUCUAAUGGUCGAAAAGCGUUCCUAAUUCACAAACCUGUCAAACCAUCAGUGUUUGCGAUGAUCUUUGACCCGGCGCAACUGAGGAAUCUCAGCAAAGAUCGAGCUCGAGAAGUUGUACAGAAUAGUACUGAUGACUUCAAGAAGAUUGCCAAUCAAGUCAAGGAAACGGUGGGCAAUCGAGAUUUUCGUCUACUUCUUGUGGAAGAUUCCGACACAAACCGUAUGGUCAUACAACGUUAUUUGAAACGGGUAGGUCUUGCAUCAGAUGAAGCUCGGGAUGGACAGGAAUGUAUCGACAAAGUCCUUAGCAAACCACAUGGGUACUACGAUCUCAUCAUCUGUGAUAUUCAGAUGCCCAGGAAAAACGGGUACGAAGCUUGUGUCGAGGUACGACAAUGGGAACGCGAGAACGCAUAUCCCAACUUGCCUAUCAUGGCACUGACAGCGAACGCGAUGCCAGAGGAAAGAGCUGCUGCGGGGACUGCUGGCUUCACAGACUAUCUGACCAAACCGGUUGACUUCAAUCGAUUAGGACGAUUAAUGAUGACACUUUUGGAACCGAAAACGAGUCAGUCUGUUGCAUGA
Lithohypha guttulata is the source of this 5103-nucleotide messenger RNA. RefSeq lists its product as uncharacterized. The record is from RefSeq and is a predicted model, not a curated record. The transcript is spliced from 2 exons. Gene Ontology annotation, biological process: phosphorelay signal transduction system; protein autophosphorylation. Lineage: Eukaryota; Fungi; Ascomycota; Eurotiomycetes; Chaetothyriales; Trichomeriaceae. Bases 1 to 5103 code for a protein of 1700 amino acids. Gene Ontology annotation, molecular function: phosphorelay sensor kinase activity; histidine phosphotransfer kinase activity. Gene Ontology annotation, cellular component: plasma membrane.